UCUAAAAUUUAAGCAUCAAGCUUAAGACGUGUAUGCUUUUAAAGAAGCAAUGUCAAUCACGAGUGACAAUCAAGUAAUAUUGAAAUUGGGCAAUAAAGGACGCGUGCCAGCUUUAGGAUUUGGAACAUAUGCCCCCAGGGAGAGUGAAGAUGAUGUGUAUGAAGCGGUUCGUGUGGCCAUAAAAACAGGGUAUCGUCAUCUAGACUGUGCUGCCAUCUACAGGAAUGAGAGAGCCGUGGGUCAGGCCAUAAAACAAACCAUCGUAGAAGACAAAGUCAGGAGGGAGGACUUGUUCAUUACAAGCAAGCUGUGGAAUUCCUGCCACAGACCAGAUUUAGUAAGAACUAGUCUCAAAAAGAGCAUGGAGGACCUAGGACUGCAGUAUUUAGAUCUGUACCUCAUUCACUGGCCAAUUGCUCUUAGGGAAGGAGGUGAAUUUAUUCCGAAGGAUGAAAAAGGAAAUGUUUUAUUCUCUGAUGUUGACUAUGUAGACACUUGGAAGGCUAUGGAAGAUUGUGUAGAUGAAGGACUUGUAAAGUACAUUGGAUUGUCCAACUUUAACAGUGAACAAAUUCAAAGAAUUCUGGAUGUAGCAAGAAUUAAACCUGUCAUGAAUCAGGUUGAAUGUCAUAUAUACCUUAGUCAAGAAAAGCUGAUAGAAUUCUGCAAAGCACGAGGCAUUACAGUAACAGCAUAUUCUCCAUUUGCUAGUCCUGGACACAAAUCUAUUCCUUACACCCCAUGUCUGCAGGAGCCGGUCAUUGUUGAUAUUGCUAAAAGCAAGCAAAAGACUCCUUCUCAGAUCAUUUUAAGGUUUCUUCUUCAGAGAGGACUAGUGGUGAUUCCGAAAUCAGUCAGUCCUGGUAGAAUUGUUGAAAAUUUUCAGGUGUUUGAUUUUGAAUUGACAGAUGAAGAAAUGAAAAAGAUUCUUGCUUUGAAUAAAAAUCAUAGAAUUAACACUGAGGAUAUAGCAUUGACACACAAGUACUAUCCAUUCAACAUUGAAUUCUAAAGCAGCCAAGUUAUCAGGAUUAUUUCUCUCUACAGACUAUGCAAAUUUAACAUUUGUAUUUUUGUGUUUCCUUUAUCAUUUUAUUCAUGGAGAAUCAGUAUAUAGUAAACAUGGGUACAGCGAACAUGCUAAUAAUGAAUUUAUGCUUACAGCAACAUGAUUUUUUUUUAUUCCCUGUAGUUUUAAAUUGAAUUAUAAACUAAUGGGAUAUAAAGAACUACAUUUAUGAUGAAUCAAAAUUGUUUGUCUCUGGCACUUCGCUCUAAGCAUGAUUCCCUUUAUGACAUUAUCACAUAACCAAUGAAACCUCUAGUAUUUUCUUAUAAUCAAUCAGCAUUAUAAAUGUGUGAUUUGAAAUGUUUUUUUAUUUUUUCAUAUUCAUUGAAGAUUGUGUUUGGGAAUAUAAAAACUUGUUACUGAAUUUAAAACUUCAUUGUUUUAUUUUAAUUUCAAAUUGGAAAAUAUCACAUGAUUUUUUUUUUUUUAAUUAGGGAAAAAGACUACAUGCUUUUAAAGUUUCAUGUCAUUUCAGUUCUCUGUUCAAUGUUCUAAAUUUUUUUUGUGCCAUAUUUAAAAAUGUUUUUAUUUCCCUACCUAGUUUAAAAUUAGAAUGGUAUUUGGAAAUGAAUUGGAGCUAUUCUAAUAAGUUCCAAAAUUGUACAAUUUAUUUUAUUUUAAAAAUACUUCUGAAAUUUGCUUGUUUAAAACUUGCUGUUGUUAUCAAGAAUGUUGAUAGAUGUACAAAAUAAUUACAUUUGUUGUUUGAAUAAAAAAAAGUGUGCCAGUAAACAUUUAAGAUUGCAGGUGUCUGUAAGAUUUUUAUUUAUAUGUGACAGUUUUUAUGUUGAUCCAUAUUGACAAAAUAUUGCAUGCAAUAACUUUUUACUACUAAUGAUUUAAUCAUAUUUUGGGAAUAUUAUACAAAUAUGUAGAUACUCAUACAUCCAAACAAUGCAGGACUAAUUUUGGUAGAACUGUGAAAAAAAUUUUUCUAAAAAAAUGUUGAGCAUAUUUUUGUUUGUUUAAUAAUGAAAUUUGAACUGGAAAAGAAUAUUCUGUGUCUGAUUUUACUCGUUAAAAAUAAUUUAUGUUAAUUCUUGCUGUUAUUCAUGGUGACUUUUUUAAAAAAAAGUCUUUGGUGCUUGUACAUGUAUACAGUUACGAAAUAUCAUUUAAUGAAUCAAACUGAAUAAAAUAUCAAAUGAUUACA
Saccostrea echinata is the source of this 2222-nucleotide messenger RNA. Its product is annotated as 1,5-anhydro-D-fructose reductase-like. Gene Ontology annotation, molecular function: aldose reductase (NADPH) activity. The record is from RefSeq and is a predicted model, not a curated record. Gene Ontology annotation, cellular component: cytosol. NCBI's taxonomy places the organism in Eukaryota, Metazoa, Mollusca, Bivalvia, Ostreida, Ostreidae. Bases 50 to 1012 code for a protein of 320 amino acids. The transcript has 10 exons.